Salvelinus fontinalis (brook trout) is the source of this 5267-nucleotide messenger RNA. RefSeq names its product ST14 transmembrane serine protease matriptase a (gene st14a). Gene Ontology annotation, cellular component: membrane. The coding region runs from base 1486 to 4038 and encodes 850 amino acids. The record is from RefSeq and is a predicted model, not a curated record. The transcript has 18 exons. Lineage: Eukaryota; Metazoa; Chordata; Actinopteri; Salmoniformes; Salmonidae. Gene Ontology annotation, biological process: proteolysis. Gene Ontology annotation, molecular function: serine-type endopeptidase activity; protein binding.
CAACCCGGCUGUAAUUCAUAGCCCGGCUGUAAUUCACAGCCCUGCUGUAUUUCAUAGCCCGUCACUACAAACAACAUCUCCACAUGCUGAUAUACCUUGUUUCAUCAUAACCAGUCAUCCGCUGGAAAUUCCAGGAAGGGACUCCUAUGUUUCUGGAACAGAAACCUGUGGGUCAUGCCGUAGGUCUACGUAGACUAAAUUACCUGAGCGUGACUAAACGAAAACAUCCCCCGUGCAUACUUCUCCGUGACUCAUCUUCCUAUCACAAAAAGAGUUCAACAUCGAUACCGAAUUCUAUGAAUAAUCUUUUUUUUUUUUUAACGAAUGGAUAUAUAUGCUACAUUCUACAUCUAAGAGAGAUUAAAAUGUAAUUGAAUAUGCCAUGUUCAUCAGCCUACCUUUAUCUCAAAUGAAAAUAAAACUCUCCCCAUUUUCUCCAGCCACAUUCAGCCCAAAAGCCCGACCGCCGCCUGCCGGUGUUUAGUUAUGUUUAGUUACCGUUGCAUCAGAAACCUGUCACACCUGUUCGGUUGCACCUGGGACCAAUAUGUCAAAUCAACCUGGGGAAAGAACAUACAUUGUCAAGAUCUCGAACUCUUAAUGUAAAGCGAAUUCAUUGAUCUAGAUAUUGGUUAUUACGUUAAGUCACGGCUUUAUUCUCUAUAUCUGGCGAUAUGUGUACUAUUUCUCUCUCUCAAUUCAAUGGGCUUUAUUGGUACGGGAAACAUGUUUACAUUACCAAACCGAGUGAAAUAAAUAAUACAAAAUGAACAGUAAACAUUACACUCACAAAAGUUCCAAAAGAAUAAAGACAUUUCAAAUGUCAUAUACGGUUUAUACACCGUGUUGUAACGAUGUGCAAAUAGUUAAAGUACAGAAGGGAAGAGUUAUUUUCUCUCUCUCUCCCUCUUGGUUUUAAUGUCACCUUAAUGCAGGAAGUCACAGGUGAGUAUCGCUCAAACAGAGACACGCCCUGAAACCCGACGCUGCGGUACAACUUUAUGCAGGUACUCGACAACAGGAGUGUAAUUAUACAUCCAAACAGUUGUUUUGCAACUAAAACGAACGUUUCUAUUGGACAAAUUCAGGUAGAUCACUCCCCGUGUCGUUACGUUUGCUUUCGUUUAAGAAACGUUUUGCAACCGAAUCAGCGUAAUGAAUACUCCUCAGAUAUCCGGGAAAGGGCCGUUCGCGAUCAUUCCUGGAGGAUACUACACUACUAAAAGUGCGAUUUGCUACAAAGGAAAUACUCUGAGUUCAUAUUGAUUGUAUUGAAAUUGGUUUCCUGAACUGUAUUCUUUAGGUUGCAGUGUUUCUUUUUUAAUAUAUAUAUUUUGUUGUUGCUCGUUUGUGAAUCACCUGAGACCGCAGGACUCCAUUGAAGACAAAAGGCCAACCCUACACUCCCUCCCCCUGGAAUUUACCUGAGGAGUAGCUGGCCUACUGAGACCAGGAACAGACAGACUUAUCGGGUCGCCAGCCACCAUGGACUACAUGGACACUGGAAUGAGAUACACCCCCAACAAGGGCCCGGACAGGGACUGGGACCAGGAUGUGACGUUCCUCCCAGCAGCUGACAGUAAGAAGUUAGAAAAGAAGAAAGGACCAGGGAGAGUCGGGGCUGUGACCGGCAUCGUUAUCUUUGCCGCUGUCAUCGCCCUUAUGACCGGUCUACUGGUCUGGCACUUCCACUAUCGUAAGGAUAUGCGUAUCAAGAAGAUGUACAGCGGGUCUAUGAAGAUCACCAACCAGGCGUUUGUGGAUACCUAUGAAAACUCAACCAGCACUGAGUACAGGGCGCUGGCCGAACAGGUCGUUAAACAGCUGAGAACACUCUACAACAAGAUGCCCCAGCUGUCCAAGUACUAUGUUGGCUCCACCGUACAAGCCUUCAGUGAAGGCAGUGUGAUAGCCUACUACCUGUCGGAGUUCGAAGUACCACGUGGUCAGGAAGCAGCGGUGGACAAGGCUAUGUCCUCCAUGGACAAGGUAGUGGAUAAGGUGCAGAGGGGCUUUUCGAACAGGCCUGGCAACGAUCUGUUGUUUGAGGAGGUCAUGAACUCCGCUCUGGAUUCUAGAAUGUUCUCAACGUCCUUCAGUGAAUCCUACAGGUACGCAGAACACACCAGAGUGAAUAAGAUUGUUCCAAUCACGUCACCCGGUUUCCCCAAUACUCCGUACCCGCCCAACACUUUCGUCCAAUGGCAGCUGAGAGCCGACCCUGGUCACGUGCUCAAACUGGACUUUGAUACCUUCAACCUAGAGGAGGACUGUGGUAACGACUUUGUUAAGGUCUACGACUCCCUGGUGGCCAUCGAGAGUCACGCCAUGGAAGAGAUUUGUGGCUACCACUCUCCCAGCUCCCCCCUGACCUUCCAGUCCUCCCGAAACGUGAUGCUGGUAACCUUGGUUACUAAUAAGGAAAAUAACUACCCAGGACUCAGAGCCCAAGUCUCUCAGGUCCCUCGGAACAGCAAAGAGCUGGAAUGUGGUGGCCAGCUGUCAGGAGAGACGGGGGAAUUCACAUCCCCAAACUACCCCAACUACUAUGCUCCCAACACCAGAUGUGAAUGGAAUAUACAGGUCCCUGCUGGGAAGUCCGUGAAGGUCAAGUUCAGUUCCUUCCUGUUAUCAGAGCUGGGUCAGGAGAACACUAAGGACUGUAACAAGGACUAUGUAGAGAUCAACAACAAGAGGUAUUGUGGAGAACUUCCAAACAGUCCCGUAGUAACCAGUGACACGAACACCAUGAAGGUAGUCUUUUUCUCUGACGCCUCGUAUGUAGACAGAGGAUUCAGCGCCAAGUACGAGACCUUCGAAUCCACGGACCCCUGUCCCAACAAGUUUCAGUGCAACAACCAGCGUUGUGUCAAAACGGAUCUGAAGUGUGACGGCUGGAACGACUGUGGAGAUAUGAGCGACGAGAUGAACUGCAAGUGUGAUUCCACUCAGAUCAACUGUAAGAACGGCCUGUGUAAACCUCAGUUCUGGGAGUGUGAUGGCGUGAACGACUGCGGAGAUGACACCGAUGAGCAGAACUGUGGUGCUUGUAAGGCGGGGGAGCUGACAUGUCAGAACGGGAAGUGCGCGUCGGAGAAGAAACGCUGUGACGGGAAGGAUGACUGUGGAGACGGGUCAGACGAGAGCGACUGUGGACGAAUCAUGGAAAAUGUGCAGUGUUCUGACUCCACCUAUAAGUGUGAGAACAACAAGUGUACCAACAAGGAGAACCCGGAGUGUGAUGGAACACCUGACUGUGAGGACAAAUCAGAUGAGGCCAACUGUGAUUGUGGGCGGAGCCUGUUUAAAACUAGCCGUAUCGUGGGUGGCCAGGACGCAGAGGAAGGGGAGUUCCCGUGGCAGGUCAGCCUCCACAUUAAGAACUCCGGGCACGUGUGUGGCGCUUCCAUCAUCAGCCAGCGCUGGCUGGUUACUGCUGCUCACUGUGUACAGGAUGACGCCAAGACCAGGUACUCCCAGCCAGGUGUAUGGGAGGCGUACCUCGGCCUUCACGUCCAGAAGCAGAACAGUAAGAACGUUCAGAAGAGGAACCUGCGUCAGGUGAUCCCCCACCCGUACUACAAUGCCUACACCUUCGACAACGACAUCGCUCUGAUGGAGCUCGACAGCCCCGUGACCUUCUCCGAUUACAUCAGACCCAUCUGUCUGCCCUCGCCACAACACACCUUCCCCCAGGGGAACUCUGUCUGGAUCACAGGUUGGGGCGCCACACGAGAGGGAGGCUCUGGUGCAUCUAUCCUGCAGAAGGCCCAGGUCCGUAUCAUCAACAGUACGGUGUGUAACCGCCUGAUGGGAGGACAGAUCACCUCCAGGAUGACGUGUGCUGGGGUGCUGACUGGAGGAGUGGACGCCUGCCAGGGGGAUUCUGGCGGGCCUCUGUCCAGUCCUGGUACGAGUCGUAUGUUCCUGGCUGGAGUGGUGAGUUGGGGUGACGGCUGUGCUCGUAGGGACAAGCCUGGAAUCUACAGCACCGUCACCAAGUUCAGGGGCUGGAUCAAGGAGAAGACCGGCGUUUAAACAGGAAACGACUAGUUUAAACAGGAAACGGGGGGGAAACGACGAGUGCUUCCGACGGAUGAACACGCCAGUACUGUACAGAUUACUGGUUCGCCGGGACCUCAACCCUCCGCUCCCUUUCAUUAUCCGGGAGUGAUGAACUAUUUUCCACGUUUUGACAUCAGGCCUCAAAAUGCACUCCCCUUUUCAUAUCGAUGGACUAUGGACCGUUGGUUGGUUUCCUCUGUAGAAAGGCAGAUGCCUUUUAAUGUCUAAAUGUUUAUUUUAAUGACUGGUGUCUAAAUGUGUAUUUUUAUAUGAGGAGGAAUAGGUCGUUUUUGGGGGGGGGGAGUGUUUUUAAGAAUUGUAAAUAAUGUCAAAUUUUGUGCGGUUUUUUUUUUAAAUAUUUUUUUUUAGAUAUAUUAGUUUUGCCAUUUUGCAAUCAGUCAUUUGGAUUGGAUUGGACACAAUAUUUUCUGGUAUAUUUUGCAGGUAGGAUUUAGGCCAUUUGUAACAAAUAACUAUGUAGAACCACUGUUACGUCCAUAAGGAGACUGUGUGUUCCGUUGCUUGUCAUUGGAUUUGAAUCAUUUCCCCUUACGUUUGUUUUCUCUUACGCCAUCUUUCAGAACCGUCUCUUAAAUGUGAAUUCAGACUCUUUUACUUGUUGUCCUUGUACUCAUCAUGGGGGGGAGGGGGGUCUCAAUUCCAAAUGGGGCCAUAUUCCCUAUGAGGUGCACUACUUUUGACCAGGAUCCAUAAGGGCUCUGUUUUUAAAGGUAGUACACUAUGUAGGGAAUCGGGUGCUAGUUGAGACGCAGGCCUACUGAAGGGCUCAAACAGACAGUGACCCCCAGCUCCAUCCUAUCUACUAGGAUUUGGUAUUUGACACCAAUAGUUUGUUGAAAUACCAGGAAGUCCUGAUGCGACAUAAUGAUGAAUAAUUUUUAUUUUAUUUUUUUAAAUGUGAUUUAUUCCUGAUGGCCUUUUUUUUUCUCCUCCAACUUUUAUUUCUCAUCAGGGAUUGUAUUUAAUUUGUGUCCAAACGUAAACGCUUUUAUAACAGAAUAAAGCUUCGUUAGAGAUUGCCUGUAGGUUAGCAUUGUGCAUAUAAACAACUUUUGAGGACAUACAAAUUUAUCAAAUUUAACUUAGAAAUAAAACAAUAUUCAGCAUUUAUCAAAUCAAUCACUUACUGUAAUUUUGUUUUUUAUAUAAGUGUUUGAAAAAUAAAUAUGAACAACAAAUUA